UGGCACACGUUUUAUAACCCAGACCACGUCUCUUUCCGGAAGAAGAGAAGAAGCACGCUCCUUCUCUCUUUCCCCCUUUGAUCAAUUCUCCUCGAUCGAAAGCAUUUCAAUCUCAUAAACCUCCGAUUCUCGAGGGAUGGCGGCGGUAAAUGGAUACCAAGGAAAUACUCCGGCGGAGACAACCCCGGCAGCCACCGGAUCGAAACAACCUGCUCCUCCGGCUAAAACCGUCGAUAGCCAAUCCGUUCUCAAAAGGCUGCAAUCUGAACUUAUGGGCUUAAUGAUGGGAGGUGAUCCGGGGGUAUCUGCUUUCCCAGAGGAAGACAACAUAUUCUGCUGGAAAGGAACAAUCACAGGAAGCAAUGAUACUGUUUUUGAAGGAACAGAGUACAGACUCUCACUCGCUUUCUCCAACGAUUAUCCUUUCAAACCUCCCAAAGUUAAGUUCGAGACUUGCUGCUUCCAUCCCAAUGUGGAUCUCUAUGGCAAUAUUUGCUUGGACAUUCUUCAGGAUAAAUGGUCAUCGGCCUACGAUGUGAGGACGAUAUUGCUCUCGAUUCAAAGCCUUCUCGGAGAACCGAACAUCAGCUCGCCAUUGAACAAUCAAGCAGCUCAGCUUUGGAGCAAUCAAGAAGAGUAUAGGAAGAUGGUUGAGAAGCUCUACAAACCUUUGAACCCAUGAUUUUUUUCAGAAGAAAGAGACACACUGCUUUCAAUGGAUCAUGUUUAUUUUACUUUGUAAUCUCAAUUCGAGCCAGUAUUAGCAAUCAAAAACCCUUGUUUACAGUUACAAUCUCGCUCCAAUCGAAACCUAUAUCUUCCAUGUAAAGCAGAUCAUAACUCUUUGUUCAAACGUAGGACAUGGGAUUUGACUUGUA
Molecule: messenger RNA, 878 nt
Organism: Brassica napus (rape)
Lineage: Eukaryota; Viridiplantae; Streptophyta; Magnoliopsida; Brassicales; Brassicaceae
Product: ubiquitin-conjugating enzyme E2 19-like
Exons: 6
Coding region: 137-682 (181 amino acids)
Source: RefSeq, a predicted model, not a curated record